AUGCUGCAGAUGGACGCGAGGUACGAGCAGCGCGAGCAUCGUCAAGCCGUGGGAAAAUGCGACGGGCACAGAUUUCGGUGUCUCGCCCGCGUCGUACAGCCCGCGACCGCCGCCGCCGCCGUCGUUCGGUCGUCCGCCCAGGCCACCUUGUUUAACGUCCAAUCCUAUUCAUGGAUGCAAGUGUUGGUUCCGAACUUCCAUGGCCCAACAGGACACGCCCCCCAGACCGCAAAGGGUCCCGCUCCCCCCCGCGCACAUCAUCAGAUACCCAAGGCAUCGUGCGUCCCAUCUGGUGGCCGAAACGACAAGUAG
This is a messenger RNA of Purpureocillium lilacinum, 312 nucleotides long. Lineage: Eukaryota; Fungi; Ascomycota; Sordariomycetes; Hypocreales; Ophiocordycipitaceae. The record is from RefSeq and is a predicted model, not a curated record.